Sardina pilchardus (European sardine) is the source of this 1098-nucleotide messenger RNA. Its product is annotated as coiled-coil domain-containing protein 42-like. The record is from RefSeq and is a predicted model, not a curated record. The coding region runs from base 37 to 981 and encodes 314 amino acids. Lineage: Eukaryota; Metazoa; Chordata; Actinopteri; Clupeiformes; Clupeidae. The transcript is spliced from 7 exons.
ACCAGGUUACAACGUUAGCCAACUUUAGAAUAUACAAUGUCUGUAAACUUAUCUGAUUAUUUCAAAAGCUACUUCGGCGAAAACCUUCGUGAUCAGUUGGUCAAAGCCACUUCAGGAGGGGAUGACAUCAUUGCACCCUCCUCCCGUCUGUUACAAAAGAGGCGGGAGGCCAUGGAAGUCCAUGAUGCCAUGAGGAUGCAAAGAGAGGACUUUGACACAACUUUAAGAGCUUUGCGUGUUCGAAAGGAUGAGCUGUAUGACAAGGAAAGACAGAUGAGGGAGUACCUCCAUAGAUUUGACAACUUUUUGAAGGAUAACGAAAUGAAACGUUGCCGCGCCAUAAGAAAAGCGGGCCAAGAAAGGGAGCUGACCAAACAGAAGUGGGAGGACCUCUGUGUCUUAAAAAAGGAGAUGAAGACUCUGAUACAAGAGAGAAAUUAUUUGGAGACGCACGUAAAGAAGAAUGCUAUUUACCCCAAUUACCUUGAUAAGGUGGUGCAGAUCAGUGAGCAGUUCCAGGAGGCACGCCAAGUGAUGUCACGGUAUGACACCCUGAUGCUAACCCGUGAGGAUCUGGUCCAGACCACCCAGCAGAACCAGGACAGCACAGAGAAUGCCCGUACACAGCUGACCCGAUUCAUUGAACAGAGCAACGACACACUGCUUCACUACAACAACACCCUCGCUCAACUGCAGAGUCAGCUGGACCAUGCUCGGGAAGAGGGCAUGAUCUGGGAAUCAAGAUGGGCCCACAUUCAAAACACAGCUGCCAAAAAAACUCUGUUGUUGGGUACUAUCAAGAUGGCCACCCUGAACUUGUACCAAAGCGUGUGCAAGCACUCUAGAGACACAAGGGAACAACAGGUUACCCCUGAAGACACACCAAGGCAGCUGGACAAGAUUCAGACAUUCCUGACUGACCUAAUCUCCAUUUGGGAAGAGGUGAAUAAACAGGAUGCAGCCCUCACUGCACACCGCUGAAUGAAAGGCACCAGAGAUAUGAUAUUUUAGAAGUUUAUAGAAGAUUGCUAAUUCAAUUUUUAUAGAAUUGUUGAUGUAUUUUGCUUCUUUUUUAUAUAACAUGUUUCAAAAACACUU